GACGCAAGCGGAAAGAGCGACUUCUUAGUGAUUUUGGAGCAAGUUCGUGCAGCUUGUUGACUUCGCUGUUAUGGCUUUCCUCUGCAGAAGUGCUGCUUCGCUGCUGAAGUCCUCCAGAGCAGCGCCGGUCCUCCUGUCCGGCAGCCGCCUCUACAGCUCAGGUGGUCAGUAUGAGUAUAUUUUGGUGGAAAAGCGAGGCGAGAAGAGUAAUGUGGGUUUCAUCCAGCUGAACCGACCCAAGGCUCUGAACGCUCUAUGUGACGGGCUGAUGAGGGAGGUGAUUCAGGCCCUGGAAGUCUUCGACGCUGAUGCUGACGUGGGAGCUGUCGUCAUCACCGGCAGCGAAAGAGCCUUUGCUGCCGGAGCGGAUAUUAAAGAAAUGCAGAAUAAAACUUUCCAGGAGUGUUACACUACAAAGUUUCUGGCUCACUGGUGCAAAGUGGCUGACGCGAGGAAGCCUGUGAUUGCAGCUGUCAAUGGAUUCGCUCUGGGUGGAGGCUGCGAGCUAGCGAUGAUGUGUGACAUCAUCUACGCUGGAGAGAAGGCACAGUUUGGCCAGCCGGAGAUCCUGCUGGGGACCAUUCCUGGGGCGGGCGGCACCCAGCGGCUGACCCGUGCAGUGGGUAAGUCCCUCGCUAUGGAGAUGGUCCUUACAGGAGACAGAAUUAAUGCACAGGAGGCCAAACAAUCAGGUUUGGUGAGUAAAGUUUAUCCAGUGGACCAGUUGGUGUCUGAAGCUAUUAUAUGUGGCGAGAAAAUUUCUGCCAACUCCAAACUGGUCUCUGCUAUGGCUAAAGAGGCUGUUAACGCAGCUUUUGAACUGUCUUUGGCUGAGGGUAAUCGUUUUGAAAAGCGCUUAUUCAAUGCUACCUUCGCUACAGCUGAUCGCAAAGAAGGCAUGACAGCAUUCGUGGAGAAGAGAAAGGCCAGCUUCCAGGACAGUUAAAAAUUAAAAAAAAAGAGCACUCUCAGAGUUCGGCCAUGAACACAAAGUUCCUGAUAUCAGCAAGUCAUUUCCUUAUCUGCAAUAAGUUGAAUGCUGCAAAAAUCUUGAUUGCAGUGGAACAUACAAGAUGUUUGAUUUAGGAUUUGGCAUUGAGUGAUUGCACAAGAGUGUCUUAUGACAGUGAAGCUCUACCUGCUGAGCUCUGGUAUCAGUCAAAUGCGGUCUGAGUGCUGUAAUGCAGUGGGGUUUGUCUGUGAAUACUCUAAAUAACUUUACCAGUGUGUAAUAAGAGGAAUCAGUCCUGAUUAUUGUGCUGACUUUGCCUUUUCAUUUUCCCUAUCAAUUGUAUGUCUGCCUUUUAUAGACAAAUUAUUUACAAUAAAUAUUUGGUGUAGUUUUAACUACAGUGACAGAAAUGGAAA
Messenger RNA from Centropristis striata (black sea bass), 1368 nucleotides. RefSeq names its product enoyl CoA hydratase, short chain, 1, mitochondrial (gene echs1). Gene Ontology annotation, molecular function: enoyl-CoA hydratase activity. The transcript has 8 exons. Bases 71 to 946 code for a protein of 291 amino acids. NCBI's taxonomy places the organism in Eukaryota, Metazoa, Chordata, Actinopteri, Perciformes, Serranidae. The record is from RefSeq and is a predicted model, not a curated record. Gene Ontology annotation, biological process: fatty acid beta-oxidation. Gene Ontology annotation, cellular component: mitochondrion.